This is a messenger RNA of Dictyostelium purpureum, 3009 nucleotides long. RefSeq lists its product as uncharacterized. Gene Ontology annotation, biological process: regulation of transcription by RNA polymerase II. Lineage: Eukaryota; Evosea; Eumycetozoa; Dictyosteliales; Dictyosteliaceae. Gene Ontology annotation, cellular component: mediator complex. The coding region runs from base 1 to 3009 and encodes 1002 amino acids. The transcript has a single exon. The record is from RefSeq and is a predicted model, not a curated record. Gene Ontology annotation, molecular function: transcription coregulator activity.
AUGGGUAGUAAUAAUAAUAGUAAUAAUGAAUUUUUAAAAGUUAUAAAUAAUAAAUUUUUAAUAAAUAAAAUAUUUAAAUGGGUAGAAGAGAUUAAUAGGAUUGAAAAUAGAAUAUCAAUAAAAUAUAAUGAAAUUGAUUCAGUAGAAUGGAUAAUAAAUAACUACCAUACAGAACUAUUGUUUUAUAAAAUAAAAUCAAAUUAUAAAAAUUUAACAUUUAAUAAAAGAUCAAUUGUUCAAUUGUUUAAAUUAAUAAAACAAGAUAAUAAUAAUAAUAAUAAUAAUAAUAAUAAUAAUAAUAAUAAUAAUAAUAAUAAUAAUAAUAAUAGUAAUAAUGAAAUUAUAAAAACUAUAUUUAAUAAUUAUUUCGAAAGUCAUUUAAAAUAUUUCGAUUUAAUAAACUUAUUAUCAGAAAGUGGUAAUUUUGAAGCUAUAAUAAUACUGUGGGACUUUUAUCCAAAUUACUAUUGUAAUGAAUUAGCAAUUGAUACAUCAGUUUAUAAUGGUCAUAUAGAAAUUGUAGAUUAUUUAUUAAAGAGGAAAUGUAAAUAUACCGAGUCAAGAUUAAUAGGUAACUCAUUCCAAUCAGAAAAAAGAUCCGCAAUGUUACGAUAUCUCUUAGAUAACAAGUUAUUAAUACCAGGUGUAAAAAAUCAAACCUUUACAAAAAUGGAUUCAAAAAUAAUUGAACAGUAUCUCUUUGAUGUAGAUUUUCAAGUAAUCCAAUACUUUGAAACUAUUAAUCUUUUCAAUACAAAUUCAAAAGAAAUAUUUAGAACCAACAGCCCAAUAUUAAUAUUUAAAAAUAAAAAGAAUAAAAUUUAUAAAGAUUAUAAAGAUAUUGAAAUUCAAGAAUAUUUACAACAGUUUCAACAACAAAAAAAUAAUUACAAUAGCAAUAAAUAUAAUAAUAAUAAUAAUAAUAAAUUUUUAAAAUUAAUAAAUGAAUUAAAUUCAUUAUAUUUAACAUGUCAAAUAUUUAUAUUAUAUCAAAAAAAAUUUAAUUCGGUAGAUUAUAGUUCAGAUUUAAAUUUACAAGAUUUUUUAAUCCAACCAAAUUUACCAAAUUCAUUAGUUGUAGAGCAAUUUAAAAGGUUAUAUAUUUUAUUUAUCAAAGUUGUAUUACAUCAAAAUAACAAGCAUCAAAUGUUUGACGAGGAAGAGCUCUAUUUAUUAAAAGCAAGAUAUGCAAUUCAAUUCAACGAUAUAACUCAGCUUAAAUCAAAUCUACCCCUUGGUAAAGCAUUUCAUGAUAGGUUCAGAUUUACCAAUCUUUUUGAAAUGUCAAUAGAGUAUUUAAAUUUAGAUAUCGUUUUAGAAUUAAUAAGGAAUUUACCUACAAGUGGUGAUUUUAUAAAUUCAUUUCUAUUAAAAUCGCCACCCGAUGAACGUUUAUACAUAAAGCCAAUGAAAUCAAGGUUAUUAAGAAAUACUUUGGAUGAAUUGAACGAGUCAAGAAAAGAAACUUUGGUUUUUAUUGAAAAUUUAAUACAGUAUUACAGUAGCGUUGUCCGUGGGAACAAGAGAAGAAGUUAUAGUGGUAUUCCUAAGCAGUCAAGUUUUGAUACUUUAUCGCCCCUACUAAGAGCAUCAAAUCCAAUUUCAUCCGAACAACAACAAGAUAUUAUAACUUCUGUUAUUAUUUCAUUGUUUGAUACAAUGAUACUACAUUAUCCAUUGGAUGAUAUAGCAGUGGUGUUCAAAUUAAUUGUAGAGAACGAAGUGGGCCAAUAUAUAGAUUCGUUCGGUACUCUAAAAGUUUCAAGAAAUGGUGCAUCUCAUGCGGCUUCGCGUGGUAACAUGGAAAUAUUCCAAUUUGUUUAUAAUAAUAGAGCACACUUUCAUUGGGAUCAAGAUGUUUUUAAUAGUUCAUUAUCAAAGAAUCCAGAAAUUGUAGAGUUUUUAUUAAAGCAUAUGGAGCAUAUAAUCAAUUAUCAAUUAUCAUUCAAUACUGCAACUAUUUACUGUAAUUUAGAAAUCAUUAAAAUAUUAUCAUCCAAUCCAAAAUUCGAUUUGACAGAAACAUCGUAUAUUAGAGCAUCCAGACACGAAAAUGUAUUAGAGUAUUUAAUCUGUAACCGAGACGAAAGAAUACCACCCUCCAUUUGUUCAUUUGGUCUCAGUAAAAAGAUUUUAAAGAUUUUAAUUUCAAUACCGCAAAAAACAAUUGAAGAAAAUCCCAACAAAUAUAACGACAUUUUAAUUACACCUCAGCUUAUAGGAUAUAGAAAUUCAAAUACCUCAGUCCCAUUAUUAAUCUCGAAUGAAUAUUUUUAUAGAGAAUUUUUGAAAGAAAACUAUAAAGAAUGGUUUGAAAAUAAUGGGGAUUUUACACCCCAUUCAAUAUCAAACCUAUUUAGUAAAAAUCAAUAUAAACAAGUUAUUAGGCCUAUAAUGACAAAGCUUUUUUCAACCCCCAUCUAUUUCAUCCAAUCCAAUCAUCAUAUAAAUUGUUUAAAGCAGAUCUUAAAUGGUUUGAUCGAAAGAGGUCAGUUGCAGGUCAUAAAGAAAUUUUUCAAACAUUUUCCACAUAUAUUUUUUGAUACAACACCCAUAGGACUAUCAAAUAAAGAUGAAAAUUUAAAUCAAUUGGUAUAUCAAUGGUACUAUCAAUAUAUUUUAGGUUUGGGUAAUUUUGCUUUAGAAAAAGAAGAGUUUAGUAUAUUCAAUUAUUUAGCUUUUGAAAUUAAAUUAUUCAAUUAUAAUAAUCUCAACCAAUCAACAUUAUUACACUCUUUACAAAACUUUCCAAUAACCUUUAUAGAUAAUUUAUUUUUAAAUUAUUCAACCAAUUCUUUAUUAUUACUUUUAAAAUUAAAUAAUAACAAUAAUAUAAAUAAUAAUAAUAAUAAUUAUAACAAUAACAAUAAUAAAUUAAAUCAAGAUAUAAAUAAUCAAAAUAUUUCAAAUAUAAAAUAUAUUCAAUUAAAAUAUUUAUGUAAUAACAAUGAAACAACAAAUGGUACUUUAAAAACUUUAAAAAAAUUUACAAAACUGUUCCAUAAAUAA